AUGUCCGACGGUCUCGACGCGGACUAUGUCGACGAGGCCCAUAUCCAGGCCUUCGCCCAAGCCCUCCAGACCGACGACCUGACUAUUGACACGAGCAUCGCCUCUCCUACCGCCUACCCAAGCACUCCCGUUCCACAGAGCCCCCGCGUACGCAAGGUCUCCGCUCUCUCCGACUUCGCCCCAGUCAACAUCAAAAUCAAGAGACGCAAGCACAGGAAGCCCAAUACGCCCAGCAAGAGGCAAGAUUGGCUCUACCUCAUCGUUCGGUGGCCGCUGCUGGGCUUCCUCUUCUCAAUCAUUGCCGCCCAAUUCGGUUUCUACAUUCUGAUUCGUCAGUUGGUCAAUACCAAGGAAUGGUUAUCAGCAUGGCGAGGAAGGAAAGGGGUACUUCGCAAACGACUCCGAGGGGCUACGACUUAUCAGGAGUGGAAAGAUGCUGCCGUCACCCUCGAUGAGUACAUGGAUUUUGACGAAUGGAAAAGGGUAGACGAGGAUCCGUUCUAUGAUUGGAAACUUGUCCGUAAGGUCAGCCGCUCGCUCAAGAUGUUGAGACAAAAGAAGGACACCCGAGGCAUACUUGGUGUUCUGGAGACAUGCAUUAGGAACAACUUUGCCGGCGUCGAAUCUCCCCGUGAAACAUAUCUUGGCACGAAAGAUUUAGUUGAAUCAUACUAUGAUGAACUCGAGAAGGCUCUAAUAUACAUUCGAGAGACUCCCGAGCUAUCAAAUGAGGAGAAGAAAAGGUUCUUCAAGAGCACAAACACCAACCUAGGGACAUCAGCUUUGUGUCUAUCAGGGGGUGCUUCUUUUGGCUAUUAUCACACUGGAGUCGUCAGAGCAUUCCUGGACGCCAACCUGUUGCCCCGUGUUAUUGCAGGCACAUCUGCAGGAGGACUCAUAGCUGCUCUCGUCUGUACCAGAACGGAUAGCGAGCUUCGGGAGCUCCUAGUUCCUGGACUGGCGAACAGGCUGACUGCUUGCGAGGAACCCCUCAGCGCUUGGAUUAGGCGAUUCUGGAAGACAGGUGCUCGGUUUGAUAGCAUCAUGUGGGCGCGCAAGUGUACCUUUUUUACGCGAGGCUCUAUGACCUUCCGCGAGGCUUACCUGAGGACUGGCCGCAUCCUGAAUAUAUCCGUAAUCCCAGCAGAUCGGCAUUCUCCGACGAAACUUCUGAACUAUGUAACCGCACCCGACACGAUAAUCUGGAGUGCUUUGUUGGCGUCUGCGGCGGUUCCGGGUAUUCUGAACCCCGUCGUACUGAUGCAGAAACUUCCAGACGGCAGUAUUGUGCCUUGGAACUGGGGAAGCAAGUUCAAGGACGGAUCUCUAAGAGUUGACAUACCAGUCCAAGCUCUCAACCUGUACUUCAACGUAACCCAUCCAGUGGUUUCGCAGGUCAACCCUCACGUACAUUUAUUCUUCUUCGCUCCCCGAGGCUCAGCAGGGAAGCCCGUAGCCCACAGAAAAGGGAAAGGAUGGAGAGGAAACUUCAUUCUAUCCGCAGCUGAGCAAUGGCUAAAGCUCGAAUUGACGAAGAAUUUUAAGGUUAUACGGGACCUGGAACUCCUCCCUCAGCUCCUUGGACAAGACUGGUCGAGCGUGUUCCUCCAACGCUUUGAGGGUGCUGUCACGAUAUGGCCCAGGACCCGCAUUUUGGAUUGGAUGCAUAUACUGACCGAUCCUGACCCCGCAGAGCUUGAGCGGAUGAUGCGGGUAGGGCAAGUUGUAGCGUGGCCUAAGCUACACAUGAUUCAAAAUCGCUUUCGCAUCGAGAAGCAGAUUCUCCUUGGGCGGCAAUCAACGCGCAAGCUUGGUGGCAGUGUCACACGAACGGUUCCGGCUGGCAACGCUCUUGACUUAAGUACAGGCAACGUGCCGGAACCAGUUACCGGAACUCGCCUUCCAACCUUUGCUGAUGAUCCUCCGUUGCCUGCGGAUUCAGACAUGGAGACGGCAUUCGCAGCCAACGGAACUGCAUGGUAUUUCCGUCGAGGUAAGCCGGAAGCCAACCAUGCUGCCACCAUUUCUGGGCCGUCUGGCUCGCACAAGUCGCACGAGCGGCUGUUCACAAGCCUCGAUGAUCCUCUUCGAUCACCUCGCUUGCGACGCAAGUGGGUUCGUGACUUACUGGACCAAAGGGGCACAAGCGACGAUCGAUCAGAAACGAACGGUCACGAUACCAAGCAAGAUAUGCCUGAGGGUCGAUCGCAGCUCCACAGGAGUCGUACUACAUCUUCUCCGUCUCUGUUUGCUCGCCUACGUCCUCGACCCCUAAGCUCACUCUCGUCCUUGUACGGCUCCCGAGGGCAAGAGAGGAGAUCAGGGAAAGAACAAACACCUGAUUACGAAUCAAGCAGUGACAGCGACUCUGAUGAAUUAUGGAACGACGACGAAGAAACGCAGCGACAGUUCACCACGAACUUUAAUGGCGCUGCUAGGUAUAGUCCCAUGCUUGAUUUGGACGGGUCGUCAAAUGAGCCAGAUGAGCACGAGCCUCCCAAUGCGUAG
This is a messenger RNA of Coniophora puteana RWD-64-598 SS2, 2508 nucleotides long. RefSeq names its product patatin-domain-containing protein. Gene Ontology annotation, molecular function: triacylglycerol lipase activity. The transcript has 20 exons. Gene Ontology annotation, biological process: lipid metabolic process. The record is from RefSeq and is a predicted model, not a curated record. Bases 1 to 2508 code for a protein of 835 amino acids. Lineage: Eukaryota; Fungi; Basidiomycota; Agaricomycetes; Boletales; Coniophoraceae.